Theobroma cacao (cacao) is the source of this 1352-nucleotide messenger RNA. Lineage: Eukaryota; Viridiplantae; Streptophyta; Magnoliopsida; Malvales; Malvaceae. The record is from RefSeq and is a predicted model, not a curated record.
AGCAUAGCAGCUCACAUGGAACAUAUUCUCUUCGAAACGACGAUAGCGCCCUCGUUUUAGUGGGGAACCAGUAAGGCGGCGAAGUUAGGAUAAAUUAAUAACGCCCCUUUCGGACAUAUUUUUGUACACUCCAAAACAAAAAACAAAUCCAGGUUUUCUGGUGUUUUCACUUUUAACUCUGUUUUGUGAAUUGGAUUUCUCAGUUUCGAUCGAUUCGCCAAAGCAAGGAGAUCUCGUCUCAAGUGUGUUAAGUUGCAGAAAAGUUUUCCAAUUAGUUGGAGCCGACGAAAGCUUUAUGGUGAACCCGAAUUUCAAUUUUGAAAUACUAAAAUGUACGCAUGAUAAUUUUCAGGUGAAUUCUAGAAUUGAGUAGCUAUGGGAGGUCAUGGAGGGUUAAAUAUUUUGCCCCAGAAACGUUGGAAUGUUUAUAACUUUGAGAACAGAGAGAAAGUCCGGAAAGAUGAAGAAGCUGCUGCAAAAGAAGAGCAGCUAAAACGUGAACAGGCAAGAAAAAGGGAUGCUGAGUUCCGUCUUGAGCAGCUUCGGGCUGCUCGUGGCUUGGCUCCAUUAAUUAAAGCUGGAGGUGCAGAGCCUGCUUCUGAGCCUGUGGAGGUUGUUGAAUCGGAAUCCAAAUCUGGUCACAUUAAUCUCUUUGAAGGGAUCAAGAUUUUUGACCCCAUUAAAGGUUUGGAGAAGGAAGGAGCUGCUGAAAAAGAUGGGUUCAAGAGGAAGAAAUUGAAGAAAGAGGAGGUGGCACCCAAGCCUGUGGCGCCCGAGGAUGAGAAGUAUAGGUUGGGUUAUGGGGUUGCUGGAAAGGGAGUUAAGUUGCCAUGGUACCUGGAGAGGCGGAAUGUUGAUGUCGAAGAGGAGAGUGAAAAUGAUAGAUCAGAAAGAGCGCAGAAGGAUGAGGGAAGGAAAACUGGGAAGAAGACAAUAGAAGAGUUGAGGGAAGAACGUUUGAAGAGGGAGAGGCGGGAGAAGGAGAGGGAACGGGCAUUGUUCAUAGAGAAGAGCAAAACAGAUAGGAGUAGGACCCUGAAGGAUAGAAGGUUUUCCAGGAGGUGAGCUCAGAGAAGCCAAAGCUUAUUCUGAGUUUGAUGUUUGUAUGUUCUUAUCGUAGAGUUGUUUGAAUUUAUGGGGCUAUCAGUCCUUUCGGUAUUUGUAAGACUAGAAUCCAUUUUGAAUUUCUUCAAUACUUGAUUUCACAACAUAUUUCAUGAGAGCUACUCUUUGCUGCUUAUAUCUGAGAAUGUUUCAUUUUUUCAUCAAAUUACAAUGUUGAGAACAUGUGGCUUGAUCUGAUUGUUGCCUCGUGCUAAUAUGUAAACUGGAAAAUGCUGGCAAAUUCCAUC